AUAUGGCUUCCCCAUCCUUGGAUUUUCGGUCUCCCUUUAAUAAUGUUUUGAAUAAUCUCCCCCAAGGACACGAGAAAGCAUUCAAACAGGCCAUAUAUACCACAGCAGCUAAUUUAUUUGUUCUGGUCGCCGUUGGAGCUGCAGUUGCGGUGUAUUUUAUCUUGGAAGUGUUUUUACGACCACUCUUAUGGGCAGUGCUAUGUGGAACUUUCUUAUAUCCCGUAAAACGUUCGUUGACCAGCUGGCUACGAAGAUGGUUACAUGGACUACAGACUACAAACACGCCAUUUGUUUUAGGAGUUGCUUUUAUUCCAAUAAAAGCGAUAGACAGAGUCUAUGGGAAUGUAUUUAACAAGUUUAUGCAACACAUACGCAUGAUUUUAGGCGGAUUUGGAGGAAUUGUGUUGGCAUACCUGCUGUGGCACUUUGGCCCAGCAAAAAACAUAUUGUACUCAUUUCGAUCUGUAUUUUACUUCGUUUACGAAGUCCUUGGAUAUUUUACAUCAUUUUGGAUAUGGACCUUACUGGUAGGAUACCUGUUAGCUGUGGUAUUCCUAUGGUCUCCAGACUCCAAGCGUUAUCUGCGAUAUCUGUCCGUACCGAUCUGGAUUGUCCUCAUUCUCCACGUGGCUACAGCAGCUGGAUAUCUACGAGUCCCACUCUUAAUGUUCCUUGUUGUAGUCAUUGUAAUUGGCUUUGUGUCGGAAAUAAAUGAAGCAAGACUUGCUGAAGGAAAGUGUGUCCCACCGACUCCAGCAGAGGCUGCUCGGAUAAUUUUUGGUGAUGACUCAGAGACGGAUCAAUCUAAAGCAGUGAAAGAGGAUAAAGAUGAGAAGGUCGAUGAUAAAAGCAGUAGUGUAACAGAAACUGAAUCUCAUCGGGAGGAAACGGAAAAAUCCAAAGAUUCCUGUGAAGUCAAAAAGCCAUCUUCCCUACCUGUUCGAAGUCCCACCGUUUCCUCAGCUUCUUCUCCACAUAAAAAAGAUCGACCAAAGCUACAUAUGAAAGAACUAACAGAAAAGUCUGAAGAAAAGUCCGAUGAAAAAUUUGAAGAAAAAGCACGAUCACUCAUAGACAAUUGUUUUAUCUACCUCUUCUGGCUCUUGGUGCUAACAAGAAUUUGGCUCAACAUCUGGGUCGUCCAACUGCUUUUUCCAAUAGGACUUAUAAUGUGGCUGUUCAAGACUUUAUUGAUACAGCUGGGUAGUGGGGGAAUAGUUGGUGAGAAAGUUGAGUUGGUGAAGACAGCAAUGACAAAAUGGCUAGUAAGCAGACAAGAUGUCCUCAUGCCCAGGUGGAUCAGGGGAGUGGCAAAACUGGUUCUACGAGGUGACAGUAAGAUUGUUUCGGUGCUAGAACAGUCUCUAGACAAGACGACCAGUGUUCUCUUUAUCCUGUUGCUAUUAUUUGGGACUGCCAUAUUGGUCAUCUUUGGUGCUAUACAGAUACAACAAGAAAGUAUGUUGUUUGUGAAAAUGACCAGUGAGGUGAUGAACAAUACUCUCAACUCAGAAAUCAACUCGUGGCUCCCUAAUGGAGAAGAUUUACAGAAAGCUAUGGAUUCUAUGGUGGGCAAUGCUUACCUCUAUGGACGCAAUUGGAUUGCAGCAAGGCUUCGUGACUUUGUGAGUGGGAGUAUGGACAAGAGUUCUACUAACAACACCCAGAUAGAGACCCAAGUACUGGAGGUGUGGGACAGACUGUACGAAAGCUGGCUUACUAGGAAUGACACCAGCAGCAGUCUGCAGACAACGACAGGGUUUAACGUUCUCCCUACCGACAUGAUCAAUGUAAAGUCUAUGUGGGAGGUCGUAUCUGAGGGAGACGCCUUCAACAUCAGCCAGAUCGUAGCCUUCGUUAAGGACAAUAUUGGAACCUUUAUGUCUGUUUUAGAUUCAGUAUGGAUUGUAUUGAAGGGAAACAUGAACCUCGUGCUAAGUCUAGUCACAGCCACCAUGUCUGUGGUGUUUGGGGGAGGUACUGCUCUCCUUAACUUUGUCAUCUCCUCAGUGAUUUUCCUGACCACAUUGUUCUACCUGCUAGCGACCAGUGGUAACCAGUAUAAACCAUUAGAAUGGUUCAGCAACCUAAGUCCUUCACAGGGAACCAGUGUCAUUGGCCAGGCAGUCGAGGAGGCUAUCACUGGUGUGGUCAUGGCCUCCCUGAAGAUGGCUGCGUUUUAUGGAUUCUACACCUGGAUGACUCACACCUGGUUUGGAGUCAACAUCGUCUUCAUCCCUUCAGUGAUGGCUGCAAUGUUUGCUGCGGUACCAUUCCUCGGAACAUACUGGGCGACUAUUCCGGCCAUCCUUGAACUCUGGCUGGUUCAAGGUCAAGGUAUCUUGGCCCUGCUCCUACUUAUAUUCCACAUGCUGCCUACGUAUGUAGUGGACACUGCCAUUUACAGUGAAAUCAAAGGAGGUCACCCUUACAUGACUGGCCUGGCCAUCGCCGGAGGGAUCUAUUGGAUGGGACUAGAAGGAGCCAUUAUUGGGCCUAUAUUACUGUGCUGUCUGAUAGUAGUGAUCCGUUUGUAUGGGACUAUGUUACAGCCUGAUCCUGCCACACCAGACCCAGGACAGGAUUUUAAUCUUAAUUCUGACAUAUUGUCCUCUACCUAUCACCUGUACAGGAGGUUACAGCAUGACACGUGGCAGAAGGCGGCUCUCUGGUGAUGGAGGUAGAAAAAGCCUACCCUUCAUGUUCAGACUUCUUCCACGGUCGAUCAGCAGCAUUGACGUGAAGGGGAACACAUGAUGGUGGGAAGAACUGUCCGUUAAAUGUGAGAUGUAAUCCAGUCCAGCGCCGAGUGCCUCCUCCCCAUUUCUCCCUUGGUCUUUCUUUACUGGAGUGUUAACAAUAGAGAUUUUUACAUUGAUAUACUUGCCUGGUAAAUUGUAUGGCUUUGUGACUUGCUUUUCGUGUUUUAUGAUUUAGAUUAGUAACACCGUCACAUGUUUUGUGUUAGGUGAUUAACUUCACUCACAGUGAAAUCACAGCGAACAGCACUAUGACUCGAUAUAACAUCACAACGAUCAAUUGUUACUUUAUGUAACAUUACAAGGAACAUUAUUGUUACAUGACAUCACAGGGAACAAUUCUGUUACUAUAUUUAACAACAUUGUAACCAGGAACAUUUUUACUGCAUAUGUGUAACGUUGUAACACCAUAAGGAACAUUUUUGUUACUGUUACAACAUUGUAACAUCACAAAGGAACAAUUCUGUAUAUCAUGUAGAAAAUACUGGUACUUUAAAGAACUCUGUCUGAUCACCUGAUCACUUUCUGAUCAUUCUCUGAUCAUUCUCUGACCACCUGAUCGCUCUCUGAUCACACUCCGAUAAUUACUAUGAUGAAAAGAAUCUCAAUCUUUUUCUUACUUAAGAUAUGAUUUUUAAAACAUUGAUAAAGAUUGUUAAAUAGUUCCUAACUUAAUGGCAAUGUGUAAUUAUUUGAGAUCCUGUGUGCAUAUUUCACCAUUUAUUAGCUAUUUCAUAUAUUGAAAAAAAAAAAAUCAAGAGGGCAUUAAUUGCCAAAGUUAUGUUAUUAAAAAUAAGAAAACUACUUGAUAUAUAUAUAUGUAUAUACACUGUAUAUAUAUGUACUGGAGAAAGUUCACCAAAGACUCUUGUAUUAAUGUGAAGUUUAGUUUGUGUAUCGAUUUUUAAAUUUUUAUUGUGAAAGAAGGGAACAUGACCUUAUUACAAAUCUUAACAUUUGUUUAAUUAUGUUUUUAAAAUUUUAAGAUAAGCCUUUCAUAGUUGCUUGAAACCAUUUGUUAUGUUGAAGAUUUCCUGAAUAAUUGUACAAUGUUUUGUAUGGAAUCCAUUUUUGUAAAUUUAUGUGCAUUGUAUUUUAAAAGAAAAAAGCUUAAUUAUGCAGUCUAGAUUUUUUUUGUCAUCUGCUUGUGAUUUAAAUGAUAGACUAAUAAUGUCACAAAGGAUGCCAAAUGUUGUGUAUUAUCAUGUUUUAUUUUAUUAUUUCAUUUAUUUUCAAUUUGAAAGUACUCUCCAAAAAAUUAAAAACAUCCAAAAUAAAGUCUCAUUCAAGAGGCCAUCUUGAAUUACAUAAUUAAUGUAUAUUUUACUGAACAGGUAUGAAGGAAUAAUUGUUUUCAUAUUCACUCUUAUUAAUAACAGGUGUACUUGUUUAAAGAUUUAAAACUUUUUAUGAAUUAUUUUAUAAUAAUUAUAAAACAUUUAUAUUGUCAUAUCUUUCUGGCAAUACCGGUUAGCCCAUGACUGGUAAGAAAUGCUCCCUUGUCUGUUCAGUAGAAAUACAAACAAAGAUUCAGAACACAUACUUAUUUUUAUCUCAGUAGAUAGCAAGCUGUUAUCUAUGCUGAAAGCAUCUUAGGUUUAAGAUACACAAUUUUUUUUAUUGUUCUAAAGCAUGUUGAUAAUAUCUUUGAAUUUCCUAAAUUUUUUCUGUUUUCUGCAGGUUCUUUAAAUUACUUUCAUGUAAAUGCACACUUUUUUCGUAUAAAAAAAUAAACAGGCACUUUUGGAAAAAUUUAAUUGAAAUACGUCAAAUAGAUUUUAACUAAUUAGCCAGACAGGUGUUUUAAUUUUGAUAAUGAAGCCGUCUUUACUAAUUCCAACUAGUCUAGGACUACUGCUUAUUUCAACCUCUGUGAUAUGUGUACUGAAAGUACCUGAAGUUUAAGAUACAUAAAUGUAUCUCUUAAUGAAAUCAACCUCAAAUCCUCAUCUAUUGACCAAUUCUCCCAGUUUAAAAAAGUGCUUAUUUUGUAAACAUGACAUAUCAGAUAAAAAUACUCCUUAAUGGUUACUAAAAGUAGUAUGAUGAAAAUAUUGGAAUAUUUUAUACAUGUGUUACAUAUGUAUGAUAUUAGAUUUGUAUCUGUACCCUGUAUGAACUUCUGACACUGUUUACCCGUGGACGUGAUACAUAAACAUUUUACUUUAUUAGAUGCUUGCAUAUUUCCUCAAUUGCUUUACUUAUGUGUGUAUCUACAUCACCUGGCCAUCCAUUAUGAUUAUUUGUGUCUUUGGUACAUGUAUGACUCUAUAUAGCUGUCUUAAUGCUGAGGUCAGAAGGUGGCUAAAUAUAAAGGUCAAGGUCAAAGCCAACCAUGACAAGUCAUGUGGGUGGUCAACUUGUAAUACCAAAUAUAGGUCUCGAGGUUGAGGUGACUUUUUCCUGAUCAUAUGAUUUUCCAGUACAAUAGUGUAUAGUGUAUAUGUAUUAGGUCACACAACACUGUUCAGUAUUAAGCCUAACUCUGUAAUCUCUAUAUUAAUGAUUUUUUUUCCUUUAUGAGCACAAGUGUCUGUAUGUAAUGUUAACGGUUUUCUGUAUUUCUUACAAAAUAAUACAUUUUGUGUAGUACUGUAUUGUAAAAAUUCAUGGUGGCAAUAUUUAUUUAGUUUUAAACAUUAUUUAUUUCUGUAAACUUUCUUGAUAUUUACUAAUUGUAGCUGACCUUACAUUUUUACAUGGCAUGUUAUGAAAUAUAGGAUGUUAUUGAGUGCCUACAUUGUUAAACUGAGUAAGUGUUUUAAUAUACAUUUUACAUAAAGUAUUAAUUACAUGUGUAAGUAUCUUAGAUAAUUUAUUCACGCAUGUUUAGGUGUGAGACUGGUAAUAUCAUGUAUGCUACUGACAGUAGUGUGACAUAAUUGGGUUCACAAUGUUGAAUUUUACUAUAAAUUAUUUGUAUUUUCAACUUUUUUCUGCCAAUUAAUUAAAUUUCAUUCGUAGAUAGAUUUUAAUGAAAUUUUGUAUACUGAAAAAGAAAUAUCUAGCAUUUUCUUUCAUAGUAUUCUUUGCCAAGUAAUUUAUAUAUUAUGCUGAAAGAAAUAAAAAUUAACAACAAACCAAAUUCCCUGCAAAAUUAUGCUGUCUUACUUAAGAAAUAUCAAAAUGGCAUUGCAAAAAUCUCAUGUUGUAAAUAACUUUUUAAUUUCUCUUGUUAAUGGUAAUGAAAAAUCAUGAAAAUAAUGUGAAAAGGAACUUCCAAACCAAAGUUUUAUUAAGAUCAACUGAUUAACAAAUUCAUGAGAAUUUAUUGAAUACAAUUGUAAAUGGUAAGAUUAUAUAGUAUCAUUAAAUUUUGCGAACUCAAUAAUGUCAAACUAUGGUACACAUAUUAUCCUCAAACUGUGAGGAUCAGUUAUAUUUUUUUCAGGAAUUUAACAAAAUUAAUCAUUUGAAAUAGUCUUAGUAAACCAGAUAUAAUUCUGAUAUGUUUGAAUUAUUGGUACUUAUAAUACAAAUCAUGUUUCUUUAAACACUCUAUAAUUAUGAAUGUUUUGUUUAUAUCAGCUUGAUGUGUAUGAUGUUCUGAAGUCUGUGUAGUGUAAUUUGUUUAUUUAUUUCUGUAUGACAAUUGUUGCAUUGUUAUUUAUAUCUAUUAAGUUUAUUUCAAGCUUUUUAAUUUUUUAAUGUUAAUUUUAAUUCAAUUUGCAGUUUGUGCAAUGAGAAUAAAAGAGGCCCAUUGGUCCUGUAAUGCACAA
This is a messenger RNA of Pecten maximus, 6478 nucleotides long. Its product is annotated as transmembrane protein 245-like. The transcript is spliced from 18 exons. NCBI's taxonomy places the organism in Eukaryota, Metazoa, Mollusca, Bivalvia, Pectinida, Pectinidae. Bases 3 to 2675 code for a protein of 890 amino acids. The record is from RefSeq and is a predicted model, not a curated record.